AUGUUCUCUUCCGAUCAAAUCUCCAAGGCUCACUUCCAUCUUAACUGUUCUAUCGAUCAAGGGACAUACUUCACCUGGUACACCGGCGUCAUCGAAGGCAGACCUUACUCGAUUAAGAUAUAUACAGAAUACGAAGAGCCUUACAACGAUAUUGCCUUCUUGUCUGCUAGGAUUGCCAAAGAGAUUCCUAUUGCUGUAGCUUAUCUUCACACGGCUUUCCCUAGAAUCAUUAUACAUAGAGAUAUCAAGGCAACAAAUGUUUUCUUGGAUAAGAAUGGGACUGCUAAGCUCAGUGAUUUAUCGAGUGCAAUAACGCUCCCUGAGGGUAAAUCGUGGAUUGAAGAGCCGGUGGUUGGAACUUUCGGAUACACAGAUCCCGCUUAUUUCUCCACAGGCAUACUGAGAGCAUAUUCAGAUGUGUUCAGUUACGGAAUCUUUAUGUAUGAGAUACAUUUUCCAGCAUCUUGCUAA
Molecule: messenger RNA, 471 nt
Organism: Brassica oleracea var. oleracea
Lineage: Eukaryota; Viridiplantae; Streptophyta; Magnoliopsida; Brassicales; Brassicaceae
Product: non-functional pseudokinase ZED1-like
Exons: 2
Coding region: 1-471 (156 amino acids)
Biological process (GO): protein phosphorylation; cell surface receptor signaling pathway
Cellular component (GO): plasma membrane
Molecular function (GO): protein serine/threonine kinase activity; ATP binding
Source: RefSeq, a predicted model, not a curated record